AUGUAUAGAAAAUAUUUUGAUCCAUUGGAUUAUAAUCUAUCGGCUGAUUUUCGUUUAACGAAAUUAUCCGAUCUUAAAGGUCGAGGAUGUAAAGUUCCUCGAGAAGUACUCCAUCGGUUGCUCGAAGGACUUCAAACAGCCGAUAAAAACGGCUAUGGCGAUGGACAACAUCACCAAGGAAUCUUACCCGAAUCCAAACCAACACCGGUGGUGGGCAUUGGUCUCGAUUCAUGUGUUAUACCAAUACGUCAUGGAGGACUUUUUCUAGUACAAUCUACUGCUUUUUUCUAUCCCCUAGUCGAUGAUCCAUUUGUAAUGGGUAAAAUUGCGUGUGCUAAUGUAUUAAGCGAUGUUUAUGCAAUGGGAGCUGUUGAAGUUGAUAAUAUGUUAAUGUUAUUAAGUACAAGUAAUAAAAUGACUGACAAAGAACGUGAUGCAAUUAUGCCGUUGAUUCUUCAAGGAUUUAAAGAAUGCGCUGAAGAAGCAGGCACAAGUGUACAAGGUGGCCAAACGGUUAUUAAUCCUUGGUUAAUUGUUGGUGGCGUUGCCACUGCUGUAUGCACACAGAAUGAAAUAAUCAUUCCAGAGAAUGCAAUUGUUGGCGAUGUAUUAGUAUUAACUAAACCGUUAGGCACACAGGUUGCUGUAAAUGCUCAUCAAUGGCUUGAAAAUCCUGAUCGAUGGAAUCGUAUUAAAUCAGUCAUAAGCGAAGACGACGUUCGCAAAGCAUAUCAACGUGCAAUGAACUCAAUGGCUAGAUUAAAUAAAAUUGGCGCAUUACUCAUGCAUAAAUAUAAUGCACAUGCCUGUACAGAUGUAACUGGUUUCGGUUUACUUGGUCAUGCUCAAAAUUUAGCUAAACAUCAAAAACAUGAUGUUUCAUUUGUCAUCCAUAAUUUGCCGAUAAUCGCUAAAAUGGCAACCAUAAGCAAAGCUUGUGGCAAUGCAUUUGGUUUAUUGCAAGGUACAAGUGCUGAAACAUCGGGGGGUUUACUUGUCGUAUUACCACGUGAACAAGCAGCAGCCUAUUGUAAAGAUAUUCAAGCACAAGAAGGUUAUCAAGCAUGGAUUAUUGGUGUGGUAGAAAAAGGUGGUCGAACAGCAAAGAUAAUCGAUAAACCAAGAAUUAUUGAAGUACCAGCAAAAGAUACCGAAGGCGAACUUUGGUAG
Molecule: messenger RNA, 1170 nt
Organism: Rotaria socialis
Lineage: Eukaryota; Metazoa; Rotifera; Eurotatoria; Philodinida; Philodinidae
Source: the annotation of a GenBank genome assembly